Molecule: messenger RNA, 2920 nt
Organism: Fundulus heteroclitus (mummichog)
Lineage: Eukaryota; Metazoa; Chordata; Actinopteri; Cyprinodontiformes; Fundulidae
Gene: p4htmb
Product: prolyl 4-hydroxylase, transmembrane (endoplasmic reticulum)
Exons: 9
Coding region: 558-2063 (501 amino acids)
Biological process (GO): peptidyl-proline hydroxylation to 4-hydroxy-L-proline
Cellular component (GO): endoplasmic reticulum
Molecular function (GO): procollagen-proline 4-dioxygenase activity; L-ascorbic acid binding; iron ion binding
Source: RefSeq, a predicted model, not a curated record
GCCAGAGGUCAGCAUUGGACGGCAGAGGGAGCUGGUUGCGUGCAGUCCAUAAUCAGGAGCAUCUCAGGCUGUGUUCUAGCUUUAACAGAUAUCCAGUUAAUUUUACGCUUUCGUUGAAUGUAUUUCAGCCGCUCUUUGUGGAUGUUUCAUGUGAGGAGGAGUUGCCUGCGAUGCGUUACCCACCGUGGUGGUUUUGGGAUGCGCAGUGCGCUGCUGGCUCCUGCUGCUGCUGCUGCAGUGUAAACAAGACUGUCCGAGCCUGCUGAGCCGCGGAUCACCACGCACUCGCUGACAGCUGUUUGAAAGACUACACCGUGUUUGUCUGGGAACGUGGUUUCCUCCCGUUCUCCCGAAACCCGACCUAACGAGCGCUCUUCAGGGAUUUUUCUGCGCUUUUUUUUUUUUUUCAAAUUCAACUCAGCGGUUCUGCCAUACUUCCGCGCAAACGCCACGUUCAGCUUCCCCCCACCAAAAAACCAUCCCGAUGUUUGUUUGUUUUUAGCUGCAGAUAAACUAUCAGCACGUUGAUUGUUGUUAUUCAUAUUUGCCAAAAAAAAAUGACAGACAGCCAGGAGAACACGGAUACCGAGGACGCGUCUCCGCCCGGGAGCCCGACCUUGCCGCUCCGGCCGCCCUGCGAUCGUCUGCCCUGCCACAAGAGCAGCGUGUGCUCCCGCUCCUACUUCGUGGUCGUGAUGGUGUUUUUUCACGUCUACAUCAUCAAUGUCAUUGCGCUGCUGUUUUACGUGCACUACAGCAGCGGGCAGGAGGACCCCAACCGGAACGGCGACGCUCCCGGCGGCGGCGGCGGCGGCGGCGACCAACACCAGCGCUCGGAGGCGCAGCGUCCGCCGCCAUCAAAGCCCGACUUUGUGCGGGAUGUUUCCCUGACGAGGAUCGAGGGGAUAAGGGUGGGACAUGUCCAGAAGGUGUCCCUGGUGCCAGGCAAAGUGCAUGAGAUGAGGACUUUGAGCCUGAAACCACUGCUGUUUGAGAUCCCUGGGUUUUUGUCCGAGGACGAGUGCCGCGUGGUGAUGCAGCUUGCUCAGCUGAAGGGUCUGAUGGAGAGUCAGCUGAUGGUCCAAGAAGGUCAAGAAGAGCUGGCCAAGGAGCUCGACCUGACCCCCGAGGAGAUCUUCAACCUUCUCGAUAUCAACCAGGACGGACAGCUGCAGCUUCAUGAGAUACUGACUCAUUCCCGAGUGAGGGACGGCAUCUGGCUCACUCCAGAGAUCCUGCGAGAGAUUUAUGACGGGCUCAAAGCUGAUAAGGAUGGUGACGGUUUGCUGAGCCUGGAGGAGUUCCGGCUUCUGAGCAGCGACGCCUUCCAGCGCUUCCUGCUGCAGCGGGGUGUGAAAAGGAGUCAGCUGGUCCGGAACAGCCGGCACACCUGGCUCUAUCAGGGCAAAGGGUCCCAUCAGGUCCUCCAGGAAAUCAAGAAGCGGGUGACUCGCCUCACUCGUCUGCCAUCCGCAAUAGUGGACCUGAGCGAGCCCCUUCAGGUGGUUCGAUACGAGGAGGGGGGCCACUACCACGCCCACCAUGACAGCGGGCCCGUCUACCCUGAAACGGCGUGCACACACACACGUCUUGCAGCAAACACCUCGACUCCUUUCGAGACUUCUUGCAGGUACAUCACAGUUCUCUUCUACCUGAACUCUGUUGAUGGGGGCGGGGAGACCGCAUUCCCCGUGGCAGACAACAGGACCUAUGACGAAGGGUCUCUGAUACAGGAUGAUGUGGAUCUGAUGGACACCAGAAGAAACUGUGGCAAGAGCAACCUCAGAGUGAAACCCACCAAAGGGAUGGCCGUUUUCUGGUACAACUACCUCUCCGAUGGAAGAGGCUGGGUAGGAGAGCAGGAUGAAUAUGCUCUGCAUGGCGGCUGUGUGGUCACCCGCGGCACUAAGUGGGUAGCCAAUAAAUGGAUCAAUGUUGAUCCAGAUUACCAGCGGCAGGCUCGCUACCAGCAGUUGGUCUCGCAGCUACCAGACGACGAGAACGACGAAGAGCUGACUUCAAAUGCAGACACACAGAAUCCCAGCAUCCAUCAAGACCUGUAGCUCCUACACCGAUACAUUCAUGGGUGAAGCAACAAAAACCUCCUCGUCUUCCUCAGUCCUGUGCACAGCAUUUUUUUUGGACCAGUUUGCAAAGUCGAGAUUUAUUCAGGGAAUGAGUUCACAGUGGGAAAUGGAGGCUUUUAUACAUCCAUUGGUUUAUUUUGUGUAUUGUUCUAUUUCUAUUUCCCACUCUAGGAGUGUUGCACUAGCGUCUGUCAAAGAGUUGUGAUUUUAACAAUUUUCAAAGUGUGUAGGAUUUAGUGACAUCUAGUGGCAAAGUUUCAAAGUGCAUGCUGUUGAAUUUUGCCCUUUCUGAAACUCAUCUUCCAGACCUGUCGGUCAUUGUCAGCAGCAGUCAAAAAAAAGAAAAAAAAAGUUUUAAAAAUACCGAUAGAGCCAGAGUUUGCCUGCUCCACUCUAUAAAUACUGUAGAAACCUGCAAAAAAGCGACUCAAACAAUCUUUGUGUGUAAACAUCCCAUUCUUCAACAAUAGGACAGUGUUUCUUAUUUUAAUGUAAUGUAUUGCCUUUCUGCCAGUAGAUUCCUCUAAAUGUUACACACGUGAACUUUAAAUGACACCUUUCUUUGCAUGCAUAACUGAAAAGGUUUUGCUGUUGCGACGAGCAAACAUUUGCACUAGAAUAUUGCGACAGCUGCCGUUACCAAAAGAAGCUCACACCUCUUGGUGUGAUGCAUGAUGCCUUGUCUUUGUCUCUUCAGUACGAUACUACUGUCUUCUUCUAGAAUGCACAAUGAAUGAAAAUGCACACGAUGUCCAGAGUUAAUUUUAUUUAUUUAUUAUACUGAAAAUGCACUCUGUCACUGUUACAGCACCAAAUAAAAUGUAAUGAAUCUC